Molecule: messenger RNA, 1110 nt
Organism: Physcomitrium patens
Lineage: Eukaryota; Viridiplantae; Streptophyta; Bryopsida; Funariales; Funariaceae
Product: tubulin-folding cofactor A
Biological process (GO): post-chaperonin tubulin folding pathway; tubulin complex assembly
Cellular component (GO): cytosol; microtubule cytoskeleton
Molecular function (GO): beta-tubulin binding
Source: RefSeq, a predicted model, not a curated record
UACUCUUCGAGUAUCUUCAUUCAUAAUUCUCUGUGUAGAAUUGGUUCUACAUGGAGUCUGGUUACAACUUUUUGGAUCGAAUUUAAGUGCAUUAUUUUGAUCCGCGUAUGAGAUUCCGAUCGCAUUUAGUGUCGAAAGCUACAAAAUAUGUGCUAUUUUUAGCAGUUUGGAGUAUCUAGUGGGCAAGUUGCUAUCCAGUUCUGAGAGCCAACCCAUGGUGUCAACUAAAACUCUUUAUCAGGAAACACUCUCUUCGUUCUGUUUUGCUUAAGAGUAGGGACUCAAAACAGGUGAAACCAUUUUCCCAUGAGGCUCAACAAGAACACUCCAUGUAGAACCAGUGACCAAAUAGUAGGUAGUUACGCUGCCACGAGGGAAAAUUGGUUAGAGAUAACGGUAACAAUCUGCCAAAACACACUCACUAUGGAGCCAUAAGCACAGAUUGCAUUUGCACAAUGAAUAUCCUUGGGUCUCCUACUUGGAUGCAAUGCAGAAGACCAACCAGCGCAGAUCGGGGUCAGGGGUAGACACGGCUGCUCUCAAGAGCCUCAAGGUGAAAACAGGUAUCUGUAAGCGAGUAAUGAAGGAGCUGCACUCUUACGAACAAGUGGUGGACAAGGAGUUUGCCAAGACACAGAAUGUGAAAAACUCACAAGCCUGCUCUUUUGAUAUCAAGCGACAGGAGCAUGUGCUGCAAGAAUCCUACAUGAUGGUACCCAACUGUCAGAAGCGCCUUGAAACGGCCCUUACAACCCUAGAGAAAGCAGUGAAAGAGUGUGGAGCAAUGACGUCCUCCGAGGAGUGUAAGGAGCUUUUGGCGGCCACGCAACUCAUUGCGCAAGUGAAACCCAUCUUCGCUGAUCUUACUAAUUAGGGAGAAAUUAUUAAUUGUCGUGGUUACCAGCGUGUAACUUAGCAGCCAAAAGAUCCAUGAGUUAGAGUACAAGAAUUUAUUUCAGUAAAUGAUUUGUGAACAAUGGUGAAUCAAUUUUUGACACUGUUCCCAGAGUUGUGUUAAAAUCCUACAAGCUUUAAUAUAAGCAUUGUAAGUCAUUCUGGAGUUGACGCGGCUAUCGCUGCUCAAAACUACCAGCAUCCCUAUUUUUGUAA